CGAAACAAAAACUAAUUAAGUCAGUGUUUAAGCAAACGAAAAUGAUAAGUGGAACAAACAAAGAGUGAAAACUUUUACAGCCAACCACUACUUCAUUGACUACUUGAAUGAGUUUCAAUGAAUGUGGAAUUUGAAGUAUUCGUGACCAGUGUUCUCAAUGUUAGGUGCCAUGUGUUAAAUCUUACUAUCAACGUCAAUGGGGAGAAGUACAAUUAAUAUAUAAAAACGUCGAGAAAAGGAUGAAAUAAAUUUGUUUUAUUUGCAUUUUGAAACAUAUUGACCCUAACAACCCACAAGAAUAACGACUAUAAAUUAAGACCACAUUAAGGAUGGUGGAGGAAAAGUCAUCGCUGACAGCACCCAACAAUACGGUUGUUUACAAAGAGACCACGAAGCCGAUAAAGCCAAAGAGGCGAGACAAAAGUGAUUUGGGUCCGGAUUUUGUAGCUCCAGAUGGUGGUUGGGGUUGGGUGGUGUGUUUGGCAGCAGGAUUUAGCAAUUUUUCACUUUUUCCACCACUGCAACAAUAUGGCCUCAUAUACAGACGACGAAUGCAAUAUUUUGGAUUCGAUGCCAAACAGACAACCACAAUUGUUAAUGUGGUCAUGGCGAUCUCAUCGCUGAUCGGUCUAGUGAACGGUGCCAUGUUCAGGAGAUUCACUUUCAGACAGGUGGCACUGGCCGGAAGUAUUCUAGGAUUUGCCGGAAUACUUCUUUCGGCGUUCUGUCAAACAUUUGUGCAGUAUUUGAUAUGCUUCUCAUGCAUUUAUGGUAUUGGACUGGGUCUUUGCAUGGCCGCCAGUUCCUUGGCCGUCAACACAUAUUUCAAAAAUAAGAGAAGAAAAGCCACAGGUUUCUCUUGGACCAUUACUGGGCUGGGUCCCAUUAUAUUCCCCCAUAUCUCUACGCUAUUGAUGACGUUUUAUGGUGCCCAAAUUUCCAUACUGACCUAUGCAGCUAUUUCAUUAAAUGCCUUUCUAUGUGCCUUAACAUUCCAACCGGUGCUCAGGCAUUCGCCCAAGCCGGAUGCUGCAAAGACAAAGGAAGCCAAUGGCAACACCAUUCAUAAUGACCAGGAUGAAUACGAGUGCAAGUACUGCCAGUAUCAGAAGAGAGAGAAGCGUAGUAUUUUCUCCUCACAGUAUCUUUUCAAUGACGAUGAUCCGGAGAGACCAGGCUAUGAAAUUAUCGAACCCGGUACUCCCAUGAUGGCCCGUGCCAAUGACGGUUGGUAUGGCUCUAAACUGUCAUUGGCAGACAAGGGUAUGCGCUACAGAUCCAACAAAGGCUUGAAUAACACAUCAAGAAAAGACAACUGCGAAACUGGCCAGGAGCAACAUGAGCUGCACGAAAGUUCUCUCCACAAGCCAAAUUAUUUCAAUCGCGAAAAGGAAGAAUUGGAUCGAUAUGCCAGCAAAGUUAGCAUUUACUCAAAGGAAUACAUGCAUUGCACCUGCGCCGAAGAAAAAGCCCUCCUGCAAAACAGAUCCGAAGAGCUCAAACGAGAGGAAGAGGCUAAGCUGCAAGCCCAAAGGGAAGAAGAUGAAGCGGCAAAAAGUCGCAUGACUUUCUGUCAGAAGAUUGUUCACUUUUUUGACUUGGAUCUACUGAGAGACUUCACAUUUGUUAAUUUGGCUGCGGGCAUGACCAUGAUGAUGUUCGGAGAAAUGAAUUUCUCUGUGCUAACGCCCUUCAUCCUAAACAGCUUUGGCUACAGUGACAAUCAGAUAUCGUUGGCCAUGUCUCUGCUGGGUGGCAUGGAUAUAGCAGUUCGUUUUUUGGCCCCCUUCGCUUUGGAAAAGGUCAAGCUCGAUAAUCAGGUUCUGUUCGCAUUCGGUAUCAUUGCGAUUUCCAUUGGGCGAUUGAUAGUAACUCUCACCGAUUCGUAUUAUGUGGUUGUGGCUGUGUUCAUUUUGAUAGGUUUUGGUAAAGGUUUCCGCACCAUAUUUUCCCCACUCAUCAUACCAAGCUAUGUGCCCCUGAAUCGUCUGCCGGCAGCAUCGGGAAUACAACUGAUUUUCAAUUCAAUAUUUUCAUUUGCCUUGGGUCCAGUGCUGGGUUCUAUAACGGACAAUUUCGGUUACGCUGUCACUAUUCACUGCAUCAACACAUUGACUUGUAUGGCUCUGCUAUUUUGGCUGCUGGAGUCCACCAUCCGCAGGAGCCUUAAAAAGAAAUCCCCAGCUCCUCAAACCUAAGGAGGCAAUCCCAACGAAUUCUAUAGAUAUAAGUCUCUUGUAAUUUGUACAUAAACCACUGAUGUAGCCUUGUCUCAUAUAUUUUUAAAUGGGUUUUGCCCUCUCUCUCCAAAAGUUUGUAGGCUACUGGUAAACUGAGGCCUGUAUUACUUUCUAGUAGAUAAGCAAUUGUAUAGCUCUGCAACAACGUAUUUAUUUAGAUUAGUUUAGUUUUUUAUGAACUCUACUUAAUAAGUUAGUUAGAUAUUUUAUGUAGCCCUAAUUAAAAUAUUAACAAAUGAUAAGAACAUAAAAGAACAGCUUGUUUUUGUUUGUUCUUCGCACACAUCUGGCUGUCUCUUCUCAAUAAAUGUAUACAUACUAAAAAGACAUUUUAA
Molecule: messenger RNA, 2575 nt
Organism: Stomoxys calcitrans (stable fly)
Lineage: Eukaryota; Metazoa; Arthropoda; Insecta; Diptera; Muscidae
Exons: 5
Coding region: 330-2198 (622 amino acids)
Biological process (GO): transmembrane transport; monocarboxylic acid transport
Molecular function (GO): monocarboxylic acid transmembrane transporter activity
Source: RefSeq, a predicted model, not a curated record